This is a messenger RNA of Xyrauchen texanus (razorback sucker), 1398 nucleotides long. RefSeq names its product nephrocan-like. NCBI's taxonomy places the organism in Eukaryota, Metazoa, Chordata, Actinopteri, Cypriniformes, Catostomidae. The transcript is spliced from 3 exons. Gene Ontology annotation, molecular function: protein binding. The record is from RefSeq and is a predicted model, not a curated record. The coding region runs from base 1 to 1398 and encodes 465 amino acids.
AUGUUGGUCAAAGUGGAAUAUGCAGCUUCUUUAAAACAAAUGUAUUGGUGUGUCAUCUUGCUACACAAAGGCCCUUAUUUGUCCUCACAGCAGGUCAGAGAUUUUUCUGGUCUGCCAGGCCUUGAAGAAGUCAUUCUGUCAUCAGGAGGGAUCGAGCAAAUUGACGCUAAUGUAUUCAGAUCUCACGUGUCAUUAAGAGCUCUGGAUCUUCAAAAAAACAAGCUUCACUACCUUCCCUGUGGCCUGCCCUCUGGUCUAGAGAUCCUCCAUCUGGGUCACAAUAGGAUAGUUGGCCUGCAAGAGUCUUCCCUGGAGGUCCUCAAGAAGCUACGGAUCUUGAACCUCCAGAACAACCAGAUUAGCCUCUUGCGUGCCAACACCAUAUCAGCACUUGAAAAACUAGAGUGCCUCUAUCUUGAUGGUAAUAAAAUUGAGUCAAUACAAGGUACCCUCAGGUUGCCCUUCCUAAAUUUACUCAGCUUGAGAAGCAACAGGAUCUCCUCAGUACAUCCAGCAUUCAUCUCCUCACUGAGGCUUCUGAAGACCUUAGAUUUCUCUUCAAAUCACCUUACAAAAGUUCCAAAUGAUCUACCUCAAUCUCUGAUUCAUCUAAAUUUGGACAUGAAUCAAAUCCGAACUUUGAGGAAUCGUGACAUGUCCCAGCUGAAAAAUCUUGUUACUCUUUCUGUGAGCUCUAAUAUACUAGUAUCAGUGGAUGGGGGUCUUCGACUGCCCAGCCUCUCUGUGUGUGAGUUGGCAGGGAACCAACUAAGAAUGUUGCCAGGCAGGUUGGCCUCUAAACUUGAGAAGCUAGACUGCAGGCAGAACAAUAUCCAGGAAGUCACCUUUCAGCAGCUAGCAGGGAUGAAACAGCUUAAACAUCUCUUUCUGGAGAACAACACUAUCCAGAGCUUUGAAGCCAAUGCCCUGAGGAACUGCAUCCAACUAACCAACCUGGCUUUAGAACAGAAUCUCCUCUCUGUUAUUCCUCAUGGGCUUCCCGAAACUCUGGUACGUUUGGAUCUGAAGGGGAACAACAUUGAGACAAUACAAGAGCGUGAGCUAAGAUCUCUCAGACGACUGCAAGUGUUAAAUAUACGCAACAACAAACUCUCUACCCUGCCUGCACUCAACCUGCUACCAAAACUAAAACUGCUCUAUUUGGAUGGAAACCCAUGGCAGUGCAGCUGUAAACUUCUUAAGGUCAAAAAGGCACUUUUAGCACAGAAUGUGGAAAUCAGCCCUGAAAUUUGCAGUGAGCCUGUCUAUGCAUCUCUUGAUGAAUGGCGAGCAUACAUAUUAGCGCAAGAUAUCUGUGAGGAACAGACCGAAGAUUCAUUCUUGGAGAGCCAAGCUGAAUUCACAGACAAUGAGGAAUAUGAUGAUUAUGAUUUAUAA